CCAGCCAGACUCAACUGUUCCACAUGUGCAACCUACUAUUCUCACCCAGAGAUGCUUUCCGUGAGCAGACUGAUAAUAAGACAGGAAAAGAGUGUAGGGGGUCAAUUGGAAACAGUUUCAGUGUGACAGGAACAGGAAGUGGUGAACAGAGCGAGCUACCCGGUAAAACAUGAGGCUUUUUUGUUCCUCUCUCUUGACACUGCCUGUGCAUCAUCUCAGCCUUUCCAAAGAUAUAGAGUCAUUAAGUUCUGCUAUGUUUUUAACUUAAAUCGAGAGGGAGUAUCCUCAGCACUGUCCUGUCUGGUACCUGUUUGAUUGUUUGGAGGCAAAAUGACACAAAACGGUGCUGAGAGUCGGACUGCUAAUGGUACCAUGAAAAAGGGAGACCAACUUAAAAUUGUGAUAGUGGGAGAUGGAGGCUGUGGGAAGACAUCUCUUCUGUUGGUUUAUGCUAAAGGUGAUUUUCCUGAGAAUUAUGCACCGUCAGUGUUCGAAAAGUAUGUCACCACUAUCUCUCUGGGAAGAAAAGAGAUAAAGCUCAACCUGUAUGACACGGCUGGACAGGAAGACUAUGACAGACUACGUCCGCUUUCAUAUCAAGAAGCCGAUCUGAUUCUAGUCUGCUUUGAUGUGACCAACCCAACCAGCUUUGAGAAUGUCCUGAUAAAGUGGCACCCAGAGGUGAAGCACUUCUGCAGAGACACUCCGGUCAUCCUGAUUGGCUGCAAGACUGACCUCAGGAAGGAUAAAGAGUGUGCCAGGAAACUCAAGGCCCUGAACCAGGAGCCCAUCACUUACACACAGGGUGAGGAGACCCGGCAGCAGAUGAACGCGGAACUCUACCUCGAAUGUUCGGCGAAGUAUCAGGAGAACGUGGACGACCUUUUCAGGGAGGCAACCAAAAGAACUUUGGAGUUCAAUCGAAAACAAAAGAACUACAGGAGGAAGAAGAAAUGUGUAGUUUUGUGAAGUCAAAAGAACUGAUUCUUGAGGACUCCACUGGCUUUUCUUUUUUCUUUUUUUGGGAAAACCAUUUUUACAUGCAGAGUGGUUGGACAUUCAGAGGCUAAAGAUGCUUGGCGUCAUAGUGUGGAAACAACUGCAUGAGCACUGGUUCAGAAAGCACUCACCAGUUCCACGUAAGUUUGGGCCUCACCGUAGCAAGAAACAAACUAUUGACGUAACAGGAAAGAACAUUUUUGCAAGAAGCAGCAGGUUUGUAUGCAACUUGAAAUGCCUUCCAUCAAUGUAUUUUUACUUUUGAAUGAGAUUAUUUUAGUACUUUUAUAUAUUUUUGAUAGAAAGCUUUGUACUGUUUCCAAACCUGUGUUGUAUUGAAAUGUACAUCUAUAAGUGGAAUUUGAACCGCAAGUUCUUGUUCUGUCAACUCUGACUUGUUAUGAAAUUGUCAUUAUUUCGACUAUUCAAAAGUCUGAAUCUGGCUUAAAAGCUGCAAGUAGAUAACAGAUACCGAGACAGAAUAUAUGAACAUAUCGUUGUACUUUAGCUUUAACAGUCUUGAGUAAAAAAAAACACCCAACAGGAUUAGUUAAUUUCCAGUAAAACAAAACACUGAACUAGAAUCUGUUUUGAAGCUGUGUCAACCUGAAGCAGGGCUCCUUUCUUUACCAACAGCGCCCACUAGUGUCGGAAAAAUAAAUGUGUGCAAUGGCUGAACAACUGAGGUAUUACCACCUUGAACUGUAAAUAAAUACAAUGUAUUUCUGUCCUAUUGCACAAGAACCACAGAAAUGGCAAAACAAUUUAAUUAGGUGUUUAAUUAUUAAUAUAUAUUUUUUGUACAACAAUGUACACAGAUUGGGAAAUUGUCAACUGUCUCUUGUUACUGAUCAUACUCAGGCACCAGUUACGGUUACAGAAAUGAACCAUGAAAACAUUGUUCAACAUCAGCUACAUCAUAAAAAUGAGGAAAUCAAGUGGUUUUGUGUGUUCUGGCAGCUCUCGCAUCAAAUGUAACAUUUUGGUCUGUAACUCGAUGUGUUUCAAUUUUCCCUCAAUAAAAGUGAUAUAUAAAUUAUUGUGAUUACUUUCUGGUAAAUGACAAAGAAACGGUACCUUCUUUGGAUUUUUUAAAAUAAAAGUAAUUUGCUGUGACAGGCUGCAGGAAGAAUAAGGCAUUAGAUAUCCGACACCACUGAAAAACAAAAAGACUAUACUUUAAAACAAACAUGAGAACCAGAUGCCACUACAGUAAACAAGAGCAAAAGCUCCAGGUUUGGCCAUAAUUAAUUUAUACAAAUAUUUUAUUUAGUAUGUUGAUUGAAAUUAGAGAAAACAAUAACCCAGCACAUUUUUAGUAACCAUUCUGUGUCUUGGUCUUACAGUACCAGCACUAAUAGCAGCAUUUGAUCAUAAUACUUUUCUGCAACAUCACAUAACAAGAUGGGAACUACCAGCAUGUUCUUUGUUUUAGCACAGUAAUGAAAGAUCUCGGUGCUUGGCCAUUGAUAAAUUGUGUAAGAAAUUGGAAGGAAGAGUUAGACCAUUAGUGAAACAUAUAAACAUGGAAUUACAAUUAAUUAGUAUUAAACUAAUGACAACAUUAAAGUGUAACCAUUAGGAAGGAGUACACAUGAAAACCCUCCUCGAUCCUCACUGGGAACAACAGUUUUUCGUAGAGACAGUACACGUUUUUAGAUCUGUAUACAGGUGACUCAGCCAUAUAACCCAGUUUAGGCGUUAAAUGUUAAAAAAAAAGAAGAAAAAAAUAAUAAUAAUAAAGUUAUGGCUUUUGCAACUGCUGCCAGAAGGAAGAAACAGUGUUGCAUUCCCUUGAAGUCUUGACUCUUUUGAGGAACUAGGAAAACAACAAAAAACACCAGAAGUCUUUUCUGACAUUGAAGGGCAGUCAAGUAUCAGGUUUUUGUUUUUUUGAAGUUGUCGAUCUACAAGUCUUGUAACAAAAUACUUGUUAGCAGUGAUAUAGCACAACAGGGAGUUCAUAACUACACAUAAAACAUUACAUUAUUCUAGAAAGGAAGUGCAGUGCCAAGUUGAUCAUGUCCAAUUUAGUUUGAGCCAGAGACAGUUUGACCGGUGUCACUUCACAGAGUUAUGAUGGACUGACAGACGUUAGCUCUUCAAAAGGCAAACUUUAUUCUGUUCUGUUGAUCGACGCUACCUGCCCUCUUUUAGUUGCAUAUGAUUUAA
This is a messenger RNA of Anoplopoma fimbria (sablefish), 3171 nucleotides long. It is a transcript of the gene rhof, whose product is annotated as ras homolog family member F. Bases 331 to 969 code for a protein of 212 amino acids. The transcript is spliced from 5 exons. Lineage: Eukaryota; Metazoa; Chordata; Actinopteri; Perciformes; Anoplopomatidae. Gene Ontology annotation, biological process: cell migration; small GTPase-mediated signal transduction. The record is from RefSeq and is a predicted model, not a curated record. Gene Ontology annotation, molecular function: GTP binding; GTPase activity.